CCCGGACAAUCUCACAUUCACGCACGCGCAUCCAACUCUUUUCUUUUCUUUUUUUUCAUCUUCACCGUUUCAUACGAAACUCUUUACGAGGAGCGAACCUCUCUUUCUCUCUCUCUCUUUCUCUCAAAGAAGCCUCUUUUUUUAAUCUUUCUCCGGCCAAAGUGUGUGAGAUGCACAAGGAAAGACGUAAAAUGCCUGUUUCAAGCAACACGCAUAGGGUUUCACCUUACCCGCUUCGCUCUUGUAGAAACAAGAAACAGAAAGAAGUCGAGUCACCUGUUGAGUUAGAGAGUGUGAGUGAAUGGGAGGAUGUGAGGUGUGUCAUCUGUAUGGAGCCGCCUCACAAUGCUGUCCUCUUGCAGUGCUCCUCCUUCUCCAAAGGGUGUCGUGCUUACAUGUGUGACACUAGCGCCCGUCAUUCCAACUGUUUCAAGCAGUACCGCAGAAACAACACCACAAGCCGUUGCAGUGGCAAGACUCUAAACUGUCCAUACUGCAGAGGAGAGGUUCAGGGGACAGUGAAGUCUACGUGUGCUCGGAGAUUCAUGAAUGCUAGACCGAGGUGUUGUACUGUCGACAAGUGUGCUUUCUCUGGAACCUAUGCACAGCUGAAAAAUCACUUGAAAACUGAGCAUCCGGGUUUUACACCACCUAAGUUGGACCCUUGGGAGCAGCACAUGUGGGAGCAAUUGGAGAGAGAGGCGGAAUACAUUGAAUUGGUCAAUGCUCGUCAGAGAUGGGAUGCAGAACAGAGAUUGUUGGCCAGCUCUCUCCAUCAGCUUCCAUAUCGCCAUCCAAUGAUUGAUCUCAACUUUGAUGCCUUCAUGCAUAAUCUGCUCCUUGGUGCAACCAUUGAGAGCCGUGGGAGGAGCCAAGCAAGUCCUGACAAUCACCCAGCUCACAUACCCCGACUGGAGUUUCAUGCGCCCAUGUAUCCUAGAUGGACACCGUGAAGAUUCAAGUGCUGAGCGUAUGCUGAAUUCGUCAAAAGUUUUGAUGUCUCUCGAUUUUUUUCCAUAAUGUAAUCUUUAAUAGCGACAUCAUUUCUUGUUCUAGGCAUAAAUUUAUAUUGUUUGUAGUUUUAGAUUCUUCUGUUAAUGAAGUAUCCAUAGCUUGGGCUCA
Messenger RNA from Capsella rubella, 1122 nucleotides. RefSeq lists its product as uncharacterized. The transcript is spliced from 2 exons. NCBI's taxonomy places the organism in Eukaryota, Viridiplantae, Streptophyta, Magnoliopsida, Brassicales, Brassicaceae. The record is from RefSeq and is a predicted model, not a curated record. The coding region runs from base 171 to 953 and encodes 260 amino acids.